Molecule: messenger RNA, 8101 nt
Organism: Mugil cephalus (flathead mullet)
Lineage: Eukaryota; Metazoa; Chordata; Actinopteri; Mugiliformes; Mugilidae
Gene: rapgefl1
Product: Rap guanine nucleotide exchange factor (GEF)-like 1
Exons: 16
Coding region: 900-2918 (672 amino acids)
Biological process (GO): positive regulation of GTPase activity; Ras protein signal transduction
Cellular component (GO): plasma membrane
Molecular function (GO): guanyl-nucleotide exchange factor activity
Source: RefSeq, a predicted model, not a curated record
CCAGUCACUUCUCAUCCCACUAAUUUAGCAGAAGGGGAGGAGAGAGAGAGAGAGAGAGAGGUGGAGAGAGCCUGGCGGUGUGUUGUGUUGGGGAACCGGGGGGACCGAGAGGCAGCGGACUGUCGGAGCUUCUGCUGCAUCUGACCUGGAAAAACGUAAAACCGCCGCCACCACCACCACCGCCGCUGCUGCUGCUGCUGCUGCUGCUGCUGCUGCUGCUGAGAAAACCUACAGCACCCAAACGCACCGGGUCGGGCGGGUUUUCCCUCCUCCAGGUGUGUGAGCAGGAAAAAAAACCGUCGAUCAUUGAUCCACCGGAGAUCUACGGAGAGGCAGCCGCAGCUGGUUAACUGCGCGUACGGAGCCACCGCCGGAGACAGACGCAGAGACGCAGGGCGGAGAGGGUCGGUUCCACUUGGGCGAUAUAUUCUAGUUAUUUUUUUUUUCUGCCCUCGGUGCCGGAGCUCGGUGUUUACGCGGCGGCUGCAGGAGGAGGAGGAGGAGGAGGACGCGCUGAAUCCGCGGAGGAUCGGCCACACGGAGCAGGUCAGAGGGAGAUUUUUUUUUUUUUUUUUUUUUUUAGUGUCGGUGUUGCGGAAAGAUCCGAGAGAGGAGUAGAGAGAAAGAGAGAGAGAGAGGUGACAGGGAGGACUAUCUACCACCGCCCACCUCCACCAAUGGGUUAGGACCGAGCUGUUCUCUCAGAGCAGCAGUGCAGAGCCUCGGUCCGUCCGCUCACACCUGCGCGCACCUGCUCUCCCCGACCUGCAGGGGUGUAUGAUGUAGGAGCCCGCUGCCCACCACCAGCACCUCUGCAUCCCGUAAACCACCCCCACCACCACCCGCCUCCACCCACCAGCGUCUCUCUGCCUCCCCCCUCCCCAACCCAGACUCCCACCAUGCCGGCGGGGAUGAAGCCGCUGGAGAAGUUCCUGAAGAAGCAGACCACGGCGCUGACCCGGGCCGGGGGCUUCGUCGGUGGGGUGGCGGACAAGGCCAGCGGGGGAACCGGGGCAUCCCGCCGGAGAGCCAGCUUGUCCCGGGUCGUACCUUUCUUCAGGGAAACGUCGCCGGAGAGCGGCCAGGCUCGCGAGGUGUUCAGCCCCGACAGUGAGGACCCCCCGUCGUGGCCCUCGGCCGCAGGGACCGGUCUGGUCACGGCGCCCAGCAGUGCCAACGGUUCCUGCUCCGGUUCCGGUUCUGGAGGAGGGGACGUCCGCAGCCCGUCCCUGUCCAGCGACGAGCAGAGCUCCGAGGCCAGCCUGAUAACAGACAGCGGAGGAGGAGGAGGAGGAGGAGGAGGAGGGACACCUCUUCAUCCCGACACACCAGAUAACUUGACGCUCGCCGUGCUGGACAGCGUGGCAGGAAGACGUUUGGGACACUGCACAGAAACGCUGCUGGAUGACUUCAUGUUGACACAUCCCAUCUUCCUGACGGCCGACAGGCUCCAGCAAGUCCUGCUGCAGCAAUUCACUCUCGAGGGAGACGGGGGAGGCAGGGAGGUGGAAAGGAGAGACGGAGGGGAGACGGAGGGAGAGCCGAAGGGAGAGAUGGACGGCGCGGAGAGGAAGCAGGCCGUGCUGAACGUGGCGUUCCGAUACCUGGACACCUACAGAGAGCUGCUGCAGGAGGAGGGAGAGCGCAGCAACAGCUUCCCCAAGGAGCUGUACAUGUGUGCGGUUCAGGAGUUGACUCGGUAUCCGGAGCUGGUGGAGGACGUCAUCAAACUGCAAAGAUGGACGGAGAUCUUACACUGCCCCUCUGAUGAAGAGAAGGAGAGCAGGAAGAAGCAAGUUCGUCCUCUGUUCAGACACUUCAGACGCAUCGACGCCUGUCUGCAGCCUAGAGAGGCCUUCAGAGGCUCCGACGAGAUCUUCUGCAGGGUCUACACCCCGGAUCAUUCCUACGUCACUAUCAGGAGUCGUCUGUCCUGUCGGGUCGGAGAGAUUCUGGCUCUGGUUAGAGAGAAACUGCAGUACAGUGAGGACCAACCAGUUCUCCCUGGAAACCUCAUACUGGUGGCCGUCACAUCAGCCGGAGAAAAAGCAGUCUUUCGUCCCAGUGAUGAGGCUGUGUUUACCACUCUGGGAGUCAACACUCACCUGUUCGCUUGUGAGCCCUCCGAGCUUGAAUCCUUGCUUCCUCUUCCGGAGGAGAUCCACUGGACCCCAGGUGACAGUAAACUACACGACAUGUCAGCAGAGGAGGUAGCCAAUCAGCUGGUGGUGUUCGACUGGGAGCUCUUCAGCUGUGUCCACGAGGUGGAGUUUGUGUGUUACGUGUUUCAUGGAGAGCAGUCCCGCUGGCGCCCCCUUAACCUGGAGCUGGUACUGCAGCGCUGCAGCGAAGUGCAGCACUGGGUCGCCACGGAGAUCCUGCAGUGCCAGUCGCUGCCGAAGAGGAUCCAGCUGCUCCGCAAGUUUAUCAAGAUCGCAGCACUCUGUAAGCAGCAGCAGGACCUGCUGUCGUUCCUCGCUGUGGUUCUGGGUCUGGAUAACCCGGCCGUCAACAGACUGCGACUCACCUGGGAGGGUCUGCCGGGGAAAUUCAGGAAGCAGUUCCAGCAGUUUGAAGGGGUUGCGGACCCAUCCAGGAACCACAAAUCCUACAGGGAUCUGAUCACAAGCCUGAGACCUCCAUUGAUCCCCUUCACACCUCUGCUGCUCAAAGACCUGACGUUUCUUCAUGAGAGCUGCAAGACGUUUCACGGCGAACUCGUCAACUUUGAGAAGAUGCACAAAGUCGCCGAGAUGGUGAGGAUCAUCAGACGAUACAGGAGCAGUCAACUAGCCAUGGAUACGGAGACGUCCCCCUCCCACCUGCAGACGAAGGCCUACGUCCGCCAGUUGCAGGUGAUCGACAACCAAAACUUACUGUUCGACAUGUCCUGCAAACUGGAGCCCAAAGACACAUAGAGGGAUGGACGAUAGGCGGGAGGAAGAAGAGGACCAGCGGACCUUCAAACCUCCUCUUCCUCCUGAAACAACAAGAGAAAAAAAACAACCAUUUAUUUUAGUUAAGGUUCAACAGACUGGACUCAAAACCUCAAAACCCAGACAGGUGACUUCUUUGUGAUCCAACCUGUCUGAGGUUAAACCUAAAUACUCCAAGUUAUCUUUAAGGCCUAAAUACUGACAAACUGUUGUCGUUUCUCUGCUGCUACAAUCGCUGCGUUUGACAAGGUCUGCAGUGCAGAUCAGGAUUUAAAUAGAAAACAAGCGCAAAUGGCGACUUACAACCUUCAUCAGUCUUCGGGUUCCUAACACACAGCCAGAGUCAGAAUACGUCACAUUUUAAUUUCUUUACAGCAGCUGAGGAUGAGGCAGGAAAUAGGAACUAUUUAAAACUACUCCCAAGACAACAAUAGUAAUAAUAGUAAUAAUAUUAAUCACUCACUCCACUACGGGUUCAGAGGACAUAUAAAGGCAAACAAUAAAUACCUCAUUAUUAAAAUAAAUAAAUGUAUAUGAAUAACUAUCUUGCCGUAACUACCAUUUAGAGCAAAUACAUGUUCUGUUAAAUACCUACAUUCGUUUAUAUAUGUACAAAAUAAAAUUAAAGCUGAAUUCAUUUCUCUUACUCCUCUGCAUUUAAAGUCUAAACUGCUAUUGCUGUGUGUUAGGAACCGCUGAUAAGUCUGAAAACACUCGAAAGCAGCUCGGCGUCCGACCUCUGACUAGACAGAGCCCGUCGGACCUCCAGCCUCUUCUUCUGCUUCCUCACUUUCUGCACUUUUUCCUUUUUUUUCCCGCCUCCUGCGGCGGUCGGCCAAUCAGAGUCCAGACAAUCUCACACCUGUGCGACACCUGCGGACAGUGCAACCCUCCCUCCUGGUGACUUUCACUCAGCUUCCUUCAGGUUGAGCCGGCAGAUAUAUCUGUGCCGGUUUAGUCCUCAGAGAUCUCGUGAAGUCUUUGAUUAAACGGCGCCGUCUGUACUGGAGACUCAUCGAUCAUAAUUCAGUCCAUACAUAUCUCCAGCAGCAAUCAAUUACGUGAUCAGAGAAUUGGAAACAUUUAAUUUGCUUCCUUCACUGGUCACUAUUGGUUUAUGUCAUUUUAUGGACUGAACACUCAAUCAGUUUACACUAAUGAUAAUAAUAAUAACAGCUGCUGCUCCGACUGUAUUCAUACAGUAUUAUUACAGCAGUGUUGUUCCUGCAGCGGCCUGCAGGGGGCAGGAUUAGCUGAAAGGAAAAGCCUUUGACUGCCAGUGAAAACAAUAAGCAGCUGAAGAUGCACAUGGAACUGGUUGGACAAACAGAACAACCUACCAGUGAACCCCCCCAGCAGCUGUCAGACUGACAGGAUCGAACACUAACCUCUGAACGAGUUCCUGCAGACGAGGACACUUUUCAUCUUUCGAAGACUUGAGGAUGCAGAGGGGAUUCUUUUCAGACAACCCACCACUUCCAGCUUUCGAAUUCAAACCACCAGCUGGCUUGAUAACCAGAGAGCUGCUGGACUGGUUUACAGAAACGUCUCAGUGAGGAGGGAAAGAGCCAUCCAGCUACUACAGUGAGGAGCUGAAAACAUACGAUGAGGACAGUAGCACUCGAGCUACAAACUGCUGCUACUCCCAGAUGGUUUAAAUCUCCGCAGCUGCGGAAACGAAAUAAACGAAUCAGUCAGGAGACUUGAAGCAGUUUUCCUGCUGGUGGAUCCAGAAUUUUAAAACUCUCAGACGAGUUUUCAUCUAUUUUUCCUUGGGAGAACACUUUUACAUGAAUUAAAGGACACAGACGACCUCAUGGACCUGAACGUGUCUUUGACCUCUGAUCUGUUCGGCUUUCCUCUGAGGUUUAAUGUGGGUGCGACGAUGCAUUCACUGACCGAUCUACGAGGAGCUCUUAAGAUGUUUUCAUGGACACGGGAUUGGACAGUCUAUAUGCUGAUGAGAGUAGAAGCUGGGUUUUCUACCAAACGAUCUCUCAGUCUGAGGACGAUUUUGUUUCCUGAACAUUGAACGUCUCACGGUGUUUAAGGAUCCAACCAGAGGGUCGGAAAACUCACGCUCACUUUAAAGGACCUGAUGGCUCUUUUUUUUGUUUGUUUGUUUUGUUUUACCUGGUUUAUUAAAAACUCUUAUGUUGGAGUAAAAAUAAUGUAUUAAAAAUGCCUGUAUGGUCCUUUUAAGUUUAAAUUAUUGAUGAUGAUCAGAAGCCGAUCACACUGAUGACAUCACAGCCAGUCAGCUGUUUGUUGGAUGACAUCACGCGCGACCCAACCUUCUUUUCUCAGUUUGGAUCUAACUGCUGUCACACCUGAAGGACCAAUCAGCUUUAAGGAAGGGCCCGCCACCCCCAACACAGCUGCCCUCCUAUUGGUCGGCUUGCGGGUCGAGGUCCGAGGCAAUAACAGGAGGAAGAGAAGCUGAUUGGUCGACUUCUCACGUCAACGAAGCACUUUUGCCAAACCUCAGGGCUCAGAGACACUGAGAGGUUUUGUUUACUAUUUCUUCUUUCAGUAUAGUUCAGUUCAGUUGUGUUUUGGAUCGAUUGGUUCUGUGUUUGUACAGCUGAUCCGUCAUAUUUACUGUAACUAUAGAAAUCUACAGAGUUGUUGUUUUUUUAAAAAUUUUUUUGCUAUGACCUCCACCAGGUCUGAGGCCGGACCCUCAGUCUGAAGUCAUUUUGUUCCCCUGGGGGCCACGUGGUGAAACUGGUUCUUCAGAAAAGCCUUUAUGCAUUAGAUUAAAUGAAAGAUUCACUUUGAAUAAUUACAUUAUUUUAAAGAUUUGCUUCUAAUCAUGAACCCUGCAGGCCUACAUAGACAAAAAACUGUUUCUGAAUAAUUAAAGGCCUGACAGAAAAGACAGAAAAUAGGGCAAAAUGACUCAAGACUGAGGUUUUGAUUUGUUUUGUUUGGGGUUUUAUUUUUUUUUUUUUGAGUGCACUGAAGAGUUUCACUCCAACAUGUAAAAUAUAUAUUUUUUUCUGCUCCUUUUCAAUCACUGGGAAAAAAAAAGACUUCUGUUUACAAGAUGUUGUCAUGUCCCGAAAAAUAUACAGACAUAAGCUAUGUUUUUAAAGUGUAAGUUUCUGAUAAUAGUCAAAAUAUCUUGAGAUAAUGCUGAAGUUUUACAAAGCUCCAUUCAGUUUUUUUGUUUGUUUUUGUGUGAUUGGAUCGAAGCUCUUCAGUCUGCGAAGAGUCUCAGAAAAGCUGUAAAUGGUCUGAAACAUGUCAUCUGGUCUCGGCUCUGGUGGCUCUGGUGAGACUUCAUCUCCAUCUGUACCAUAACAUCCUGUUUGUUAAAGCCCGGCCAGAAACAACGUGUCACACACUUCAACAUGUCCAACAUGAUCCAGCUCAGUUAUCUGGAUUCAGUCUUGUGACUCCUCACUAGACAAAUUUACAAUAAUUUGUGUUUUUGAACAACUUAAGAGUGAGUUUUUUUUUUUGUUGUUGUUUUUAUUCUGGACGGGUCAGAACCUUCAAAACCUUCAUCUUCUCCGUUUCGACAAAACCUUUGGAAGUAAAUUUUCAAAAAAAAAAAAAAAAACACAAACCUGAACGUCCCUGAAAACAAAGGCCAGAUUUUAAGUUUGGACUCCAUAAGUUCUUUUCAAAAUUUCUAAAUGCUUCAUUCUUGAGUUCAAACUUCUAAGAACUCAGAGGUUUGGUCAAAGCUCUUAACAAAAUGUUAACGUUAACUCAAGAUCAUUAAGAGUUCAGAACAAGUCUGAAUUUCCAGGAACAGAAAUCAAAGUUUCCACUUCCCACAAAAUCCCAUCAAACUCCCAAAAACACAAAAACCAAUGAGAUCACACAAAGUUUGUUGAAACACCUGCUCCUGAUCUGUGUCGGACGGUAACGUGAGCUCAUGCUAAGAGUUCAGGAUCGGAAGUAAAGGUUUUGUCAAGGCGGAGACGGCGGCGGCGGUCUACUCGGGUAUAAAGUGUGAACCCAGUGAAGAUUACUCGUAGAUCAUCUCUAGUCUAACGGUGGCUCUCUCAGGACCACUUCCUGGGUGUUGGGCGCUGUGUUAUGGGUCUGGCUGUAGUUGUGGUCAGAAGCAGAGCUCUCUCAUCUCCACCUAAACAGUUUCAGUCCCCGCUGACGCUUCUAAACCUCAGGCCUGAAGCAGACCUUCAGCUUUUGUGGCUCAGUCUCAGCUUCUGCCUGACGUUCUGCUGGAUCCAUAACUCUGGGAGACGGGCGGCCUCUUGGGUCAAGGCCGUCCGCCGCAUCGCCCGUCUGAAAACACUGAAAAGUUGUGUACAUACUGCAACCCUGUAAAUAGGCAAAUACUAACGGAGACUCUAUUUUAUGUAUGAGAGGGAGAGAGCGGCGCUAACUCAAGGAGAAACAUUUGAUUUGGUGUUUUUAUUUGUGAAAGUGACAGAACGCGAACGAGAGGAUGAGUUUAUGAAUUGUACAGUUAAAUCUCUUUAAGUUUAUUGGUUCUGUUUUCUAUCUGAAGCUUGGGGUUCUUUAUGUUCAGUUUUUUCUUUUGUACAGAAGUGGUUGUUUACAUCGAUAAAAUCCUUAUUUCUGUGAACGUCAGACAGAUGACGUGUUCGGAGCAGUCGGGUCUGAAGGGGGCGGGGCCUGCGUAAUUGGCGCGUAUCACAAAAUACUCAAAAUAUUAGAAUAAAAUAUAGAUGUUUGACACUACGUGUGGAGAAUCAGUCACAAAGUAAGGGAAAGAAAAUAAGACAUUUAAAAAUUAGUAUAAUAAAUGAUAAAAAAAUUGACUUUUUUUCAGAUAAAAUUUGACUUUUUUUUCCAGAUAAAAUUACUUAAUUUAAAAAUGUUGUAGUGAAGUAAAGUCACUGUAUUAAUAUUCAUUGGUGAGAAAAAAGUGAAUUUUUCAGUGCAAUAAUUGGCUGUAGAUUUAAAUAAAUUAUUAUUAUUUUUUUAAAUAAAGUUUUAGGAUUAAAAGGAAAACCUAAUUCAAAGAACCUUUGUAAAAUUAUCCUUUUAUUUAAGAAAACUUAAAAGAUCCUCUAGACAUUUAGAAUCUUUAAAGGCUUAAAAUGUUGCUGAUGGAAAGUUAUCGAUUACACUGAAUCAGAAUUGCUCGAUCCCGCCUCCUGCAGACUGUUGCUCCCUCUGCUGUCACACUACACACACUGAAAUAAAACCUCUGGACAACA